Messenger RNA from Dreissena polymorpha, 13321 nucleotides. RefSeq lists its product as uncharacterized. The coding region runs from base 717 to 1943 and encodes 408 amino acids. The transcript has 16 exons. NCBI's taxonomy places the organism in Eukaryota, Metazoa, Mollusca, Bivalvia, Myida, Dreissenidae. The record is from RefSeq and is a predicted model, not a curated record. Gene Ontology annotation, molecular function: protein binding.
CUGUGUCGCAAAGAGCUUUUAGGGUUAUACGUUAAACAAUGUUUUACAAGUUCACAUGCAAUUUUCAUGUUAAAAGUGUUAAAUGUUGAUCAAAUGUUAAUAGUAUAUAAUAUAUAUGUAUGUAUAUUAUGUUUCUAUACUGAUGCAGGUUUGUUUGUAAUUAUAGUGUCAGAAAGUGACUUUGUUAAAACCAGUUAAUUUAUAAAAUGGCAACAAGUUCUCAGUCUUCAGUUGAGCUGGGUUCGCAUGAAGUGAAGGACUAUAUUUGUAAUGCCUGUGAAGACCAGAAUAAUGUUGCGACAAGUGCUGAUUUCUAUUGUAAACAGUGUGAACGGUUUUAUUGUGGAAACUGUAUUGAUCCACAUGGUAAAGCCUUGGCUAAACAUACUACAUUUGGAAGGGUCGAAAUAGAUAAAUGGCCAGUUUCAAAAAAGGUGGUGGAUUUUCUACAAACUUGUGAUGUUCAUAAGGACCAUAAAAUUGACCAAUUCUGCAACCUGCACAAACAGCUGUGCUGCCCACAGUGUGUAUCUGAUCAACACAGCCAGUGCAGUAAAGUGACCCAGAUUUCGGAGCUGACCAACUCGCAGCCCACAGGCUUAGAGGGGCUGUCAGUGGAGCUGGAAACUGUCCUGGGGGAAAUUAAAACCCUGCAAUUCAGUCAGAAGGCCAGCAUUCAGUUAUUGCAGAGAACAUAAAAGGAACAUAGUGCAGUUAUGAUAGAGCAAAUGCGUGGCAAUUUAAAUACUUAUAUAGAUGAAUAUGAUAAUAAUUCUGUGGGUAUAUCAGGCGGAAAUGAGCAAUAUUUAAAAGAAGAGAUGUGUAGGAGUGUUCUCUCUAUCGUGAAUGAAUUUGAUAAUAUUACUACGAAGGAACUUAACGAGAUGAAAGAUGAAGUUAUAAGCAUAAAAGGGUCAGUUACAAGUUCUAUUCAUAAAUGCACCAGUCUUCACAAUGACUUGUCACAAUUCCAUGAAAUUGUUCAGAAAAUUGGAGAUCAUAAGCAGCUCUGCCUUAUAGCCAGCAUAAAAUGUAAGCAUAUAAUACAGCAGGCACUGACUCUGCUGGGAAAGUCAGGCAAGGUGUUUAAUGUCCAGAGUAAUUCUAAGCACAAUGUGAGAAUACCAAGUGAUAAAUAUUAUUGUAGUAUCACAGGCAUAUAUGUUCUGACUGAUGGGCAGGUGCUGAUCGCAGACUGGAAUAAUAACAGUUGCAAGCUGCUGAACCAGCAGUACCAGGUGGUGAGUCACUGUGAUGUGACUGAAGAUGUAGAGGACAUGUGUCAGAUCACACCCAGUGAGAUUGCGGUGGCUCUGGGUAAGAAUGCUAGCAACACACAUAAUGUCCAGUUUAUAACAGUCACCCAGAGUCAGCUCACUCUUGGUAGGAAGCUUGAGUUACAACAUGGAUGUAGAGGUAUUGACCACCACGAGGGUGAACUGUUUAUCUGCUCUGGUACUGCUCUGUUCAAGUACACAUUAUAUGGCAAACAGCUCUGCAGACUCUAUGAAGAUAGGUCAUCUGGUUAUACAGUAAGGAAGUGUGCUGUGAGUCCCACAGGAGACAGGCUGUACAUCACCAGCGACAGCAAGCCCAAGCUUCUCACCCUGGCCAGGGAUGGCACACUCCUGUACAUAACUAACUACAGGCAGAACAAGCUUCUCACCCUGGCCAGGGAUGGCACACUCCUGGCUACAUACACAGACCCAGCACUAUGUUACCCAUCUGGUCUACAUGUGACCGCUGCAGGCCAGGUGCUGGUCUGUGGACGCUGGUCCAACACUGUACUACAGGUGGGCCGGGAGGGAGAGAGUAAGCUGGCUACGCUGGCUACUGAGGAGGAUGGAGUGGGUAGGCCAUGGUCAGUCUACUACAGCAGCACCACAUCAUCCAUCAUUGUGGGACAAUAUGGGGACUACAUCCUGGUGUUCAGAGUGGAAUAGUGUGUACAUUCGCUGCUGAGUCAGGACAAGGAUGCUGAGGAUGUGGUGGACAAGGAUGACCUGAAUACACAGAAGCUACUGCUAAGCAAAGAAUACAACUGUCUGGUGAAAGGCUCGACCGUAUCAAAGUCCAGUGAUGUCGGGGUACGCGGCCUUUCCAUGUCUGGGGAUUGCAUUUUAGCCGACACUAACAAGGGAGAGAAGUGAAGAUCUGCACCUGCAGUGAGGUGUUCCCCUUUAAUUGCUGUUUAAUUAAUUUAACGGACAAUAAAAAGGGAGAAAACUGAAGAUUUGCACCAGCAAAGAGCACCAGCCUUGAUAUAGAGUUGGUACGGCAACGACACAAGUCGGGCCCGCUGGAGCCCCAGUCCAGCACGACCCCUCCCCUGACCCCUAGCUCCUCCCAUUUGACCUCCGGCAUCAAAGAGUCAGCAUUGUUUAACAAUUCCAUCCCAUAGCAAUUUCUGAGCACAUAAGAGUGUUUGCACAUUUUUCUCAACAAGCGCAAUGUCCGUGUUGAGUCUGCACUUGAGCCCUGAUUGGUUUGAUAGACUCAAGUGCCGGAGGUGGUAGAAGUGUUACAGACAUAAGAAGUUAUUGCAGCAGUUAUGGUAACACUAACAGUCAGCUCUCGCUGUUUGACAUUAAAUUGAAUAUUACGAAAAAAUACAAAGCUGGAUAACUCAUUCCAUUCUUUUUGGGACAAACAGACCUGCAGCAAGGAACAGGAGAAAAUCACGGGAAUGUUUGAAGAGUUUAAGUCAGAAGCGUAAGCUUUCCACCGGGGAUACUCCUGGAUGGUCUAAACUUAAGGGACAGUCCAGGUUUGUCCUCUCAGGUGUCCAAACUGUCCAAAGAGAAUGCAUUUAUUUUUGACGCAGUUGCUAACAAAGAAAGGCAGUACCAACUUCGUUGUGAAGAGUCAAGCAUGGUACAUCCCUGGGGCAUGCCUCAGGUGGGAAUUCCAUCUGCAACAAGGUGCUAAAGGUGAACCCAUCAGAGUGUGUUACUAACCACUUCAAGACCAAACAGCCUCACAUUGAUUCGACGAUAAAGAAGGCGUUGAAAAAUGACAGCAGUUUUGAUGUGUCAUCCAGUUUGCUCUUCGACUCUCAACCCAACGUUAGUUAGAACGCAAAAUCAGCAUUUAGCGUUAUCAGCGAGGCUCGAAGGUCAUCUCUGCUUCUUAAGCUUCAGAUAAAAUUAUAAGCCAACAAGACGAACACCGUUGAAUCAUUUCGCACAUAUACUAAAACUCGCUUAAGAAAUUCAGCACGUCACUUAUGAACAUCUCGCAAGGCGGCUACAUCAGCACUUCCAAUAGCUGAGCCUUGGUGAGUUCCACUCCUGUCCCGAUGAGUCGCUCGAGGUGAAACAAUCUGAUCCACAGAUAGAGCAGACGCUGAGUGACUCGUCUGUUAAAGUGACUGACCUCCAUAUGUGCUCUCUAAUAUUGUGCCUGAGGAGCAGUGUUGGCCUACAUUCCCUGUUCAGGGCGGUGACUUUGGCGUCAAAACUCACACAAUCUCUGUCUAUGGCCCUAUCGCAGCAGCACUCUGGGAAAACAGGGCUUAAUGCAUGUGUUUAAAGUGUUGUCCCAGAUAAAGGUGUUAAGUCUGCCGGCUCUUAUCAGUGACCACACUUUCCGAAUAAGCCUUUAAAUGAAAAAUUCCAUAAAAGCGGAAAGUGUCGUGGCUGAUGAUUUUCAAGACUCACACAACCUCUGUCUAUGGCCCUGUCGCAGCAGCAGCAGCAACAAAAACAGGAAGUAUUUCAGCUGCACUCUGGGAAAACAGGGCUUAAUGCAUGUGCCUUAAGUGUUUUACCCACGAAAGCGUGUUAAGUCUGCCCAAGCUAAUUUGUGACCACACUUUCCGAAUGUACCUUAAAACAAAGAAUUCCAUAAAAGCUGAAAGUGUCGUGGCUGAUUAGCUUGUGCAGACUGUACAUGCAAAUCUGGAACAACUCUUUACACUUAUGCAUUUAGCCCAGUUUUUAAAGAGUUUAGAGUUGCACAUUUAGUUCACAUUACAUCAGCUUUUUUCUGACCUUUUUGGAGAAAAGUUCUUAUUACCAAUCAGGAAUUUUGCGGUUUUUGACUGUUCAAACUGAGUUAAUAAAAUGCAUAUUAGAGUUGAUUUGAUAUCAGUUUUAAUCAUAGGGGGUAAGGGCAUAUUUUCAUACUUUUUUGUUUGUUUUCACUUGUAUAUUAACUCCUUGCAUAAAUUAUACAAAAUACUGAUGUUUUAUUUAAAUUAAACAAUUAUUGAAAUGCAGUCAACAUUUAAAAAAAAUUAAUCUGCAUUUCAUUUAUUAUUUGGUAACAAAAUUUAAUAUAUUUUUACAUAAAUUGAAAUUAAUCACCUGUCCAGGUUUUCAGUUUACAAAUAUGCCCCUGGAUUGAGAAUAUGAAGUGAAUAUGUAUUAAUUAUUUCCCCCGGCUAAUUGGGGUAUAUAGGAAUCACCUUGGACAGACGUCUGUCUGUCUUGGACAGACGUCUGUCUGUCUUUUCAUAUGUCUGUGGGCGUUCACUUAAAAUUCAACGUUAAGCAUUCAAACUUUCAGGUAUUGUUUAAUCUCAUACGAGGUUGUGCAUGUACAUUUUGUAUCCACUGGGGGCUGACGAGGUCAAAGCGUAGUCCGUUUCGCUACGACGUCGAGUAUAUGUUUUACUACGAAAACAUUGUUUAAAUACACAUGACAUCGAGAACGGAUAAGUCGAAAAUUGUGUUUAAAACAUGUAAGAUUAUGAUUUUGUAAUAACAAAACUCUGAAUUUAAGCACAAUGUCAUUUCAUAGGUCUGUUACAUCAAAUUAUAAUCCAAGAUGUGUCUGGUUUAUGCGGUUAAACAUGAAAUAGACCGCUGAUUUAUCAAACCGAAGUCAAGUUUCACUUUUAAAAAAUGCAAUUAAGGUUUACAACUGUGUUUAAUUGACACAAUUUUACAAUUUCCAUAUUGAUCUAUGUAUUGUUAAGCCACUGGGGUGUUUAGAAAUUUGUAGGGUGACCCAGUUAUCAGAAAUAAAGGCUACAUAUUAUUAUAAGGCAUGAUCAUGUCUCUGACAGCAUACGUAUAUGCCUCGCUACGACAACGCUUUAGCGUGCAUGCGUUUCUCACAGAAGACGUAUUGGUUAUCUCUCAAAGGCAAAAUAAAGAAGAAACAAGAAAUAUCUUUAAAAAAGAUAUACGGCGUUGAUUGUGGUCGAUGUUUAUGAACGAUCAAAAGUUAUCUCCAUGAGAUAAAAAGUAGCGGAUGCCUUUUAUCUGCGCAGUUCUUAGCUACAUCAUAAGCAAAUCAAUUACGGGGUGUUGCGCCAGAUUUCGUGGCUUAUUUUGCUUUAUGUGAUAUUAUUACUCAGAUAUCUAUAUUUACAGAAUAGAAAAACACAAGAAACAUGAAAAUAAACGAGUGCAUAUAGGUCAGCCGGCAAUACUCGAAUCUUAUUUAAUUGAAUAAUUAUAGUAUAGUGAAUUAUUGUGCUCAUGCUUAAUAAACUGGUCUAAAUGGAUAAAUAUUUCUAAUUAAUUUUAUCAAAAUUGGUCCUUAUCAUGCAAAUGUUGAAACCAUAUUAAAAAUCGAUGAUUGACAUACCACAAUAAUAUCGCCGAAUAUCUUUAUUUAGUAUCUUUCUGAUCAAAACAGACUUCAAGUGCACAAAGUUUACGAGACGGCGUUUAUAUAAAGAUUUCUGCAACUGACCGCAAACUGACCUUGAUACCUUGCGGAUUGAAUGCAAUGCAUUACAGUCACUACGUUAUUGUCAGUAAGACCGUUGUAACACAAUGAUCGCAACCCCUUUUGCGAACUCCGGUGAUGAACUGUAUAUAAACUCUGACUUUCACAAAUGGCCGCUUUUGCGCUGGUAAUUCUCUGAAAAUAAAAGGUGAACGCACAAACUGUAUUUAUUUGGAAAAUUGAUUGUAAAACUGUUCUAUCUAUUGAGCCUUUUCAUUAGAGAUAAAAUUGUUUCAUGCAGUAAAACAGUGUUACAAAGACGCGGAUAUGUUUCCAAUGUUCUGGUGUUAUACUCAAAUCAGCCAAUGGAAUAAAUGAAGUGUAUUCAUUCGUACCUAGCCGCGGGAAAUUUUAUUUGAGUAUUAUUGGACACUUACAAAGGUCAAGUCAGGGUGAAAAGCUGGCUUAAUACAGCUUACGCCGAAAAAAAUUAAUACAGAGUCAUGGAGUGGCUGGAUGUUUCCUUUGAGACAGAGGUAGUAACAACGGCACAACAUGAUCCGAAGCGCACAGUCGACAUGGUAAUGCACAUUAUUAUGAUAUAAUUACAUUCACGACUAGGCCAAAGGAAACGAUUAAAAUCGAAAAUCCAUAUAUAAGAUGACAGUUGAGAGUCGAGAACCUAAUGUCGUCGGUCUCAAUAAAAAUGACGCAUCUUCACCUUUUGACAAUCCCUUAUACGUUCAUUUUGAUAGAGACCGACGAUAGGUUUUCAGCAUACGGUACUCUUUAUCAAAUGACAUUCGAUUCUCGUUAUUCCCAACUCGCUUAUCUCGAAACUCUGCUUAUGUCAAAGUAAAUCCAAUGUUCCAACUUCGAUCAUUAUUUAUCUCAUACGGAUUUUGAUUUUUACAUUGUAUAUAUCAAAGCGAUUUUCUUGAAAAUCGGUAAUCGUCAACUAAUUUUGAGGUGAAUUUCAUGUUCGUAUACAUGAUUGUACCUGUAAAAUCCACACCUGUAACAGCCGUAAGGUGUGGAAAGUAGGACCCCAAUGGCACAAAUCCGCAAUUGCAUAAUCAAUAUAUUGUUGUAAAGUUGUGGCAGUGGGUUUCUGUCACAGGUUAUUGUUAACUGCGUACAUGACGGCCGGUAAAUUUACUUCGUGUUACAAUGCGGUUAAGGCCCAGUCUCACUAUGAUGCCGGCGGAGCCCCAGUGCGUGAUCAUGCAUCUACCGGGAUGAACCGGGGCCCUACCGGGAUGAACCGGUGCUCCACCGGGAUAAACCGUGGACGACCGGGGACAACCGGUGCUCCACCGGGAAAGUAUUAAAAUGUUUAAUACCUCCGGGAUGAACCGGGAGUCACCGGGUAGGACCGGCAACGACCUGCGUGGCACCUGGAACAACCGGGACUGUACCGGGAACAACCGGGACGGCACCUUAGCUCCACCGGGGCCCAAAACCACCCCGGCAGAGCUCCGGCAACGCCCCGGUGAAUGCCGGCAGAGUCCCUUUAUAGCUACGUUACAUAAGUAAACCGGUGCUCUGACGGUACCGUCCCGGUUGUUCCCGAUGCAGUCCCGGUUGUUUCCAGUGCCAAGCCGGUUAUUGCCGGUCCUUCCCGGUAACUCCUGGUUCAUCCCGGAGGUAUUAAACAUUUGAAUACUUUCCCGGUGGAGCCCCGGUUGUCCCCGGUUAAACCGGGGCGUUGCCGCAGCUCUGCCGGGGUCUGAUGCCGGUAUAACCCCGGUGAGUGCCGGCGUAGUGACGGUAUACCGGGGCUCUGCCGGGACUCUGCAGGCUUUCACCGGGUUCAACCUUUUCGUUUGGAUGUUCAUGCGCACAGUGAAGCACGGCAUCUUUUGCACUGGGAAAUGGCAGUCUGCAGUAACUGAAAACUGCAUGUGAUAUGUCCAGAAAUGGAUACAGAAACUUCGUUGAGCAACGUAUACAUUAUAUUUGUACUUCGUUGCGCAACCAUUACAUACUCUGUGCGAAACCUUUACAUAAAACGACUUGUAAUUUCCUUCGAAACAAAGAAUUUGCAUAAUUAAAAUAUAUGUUCGUAACCUGUUUUGUACUUUAAAAUGUGUAAUGUACACUGAAUCGAAGUAAAAUGUAGUUUUAUUUAAUUUAAGUUACCGUAAUUGGCUAUUUUAACAGAAUAACCACCUUAUGCAUUGCUUCAAAUCAAAAUAUUUCGAUUUUAGCUCAAAAUAAACUUAAAGGUUGCAACUACGCGCAUUUGUUAUUAGUUUGUUAUUGAAAAUAAGUACCUACCAUUACUGGAUGUUCCGUUCUCUAAUCCAUAAACACCAGAAAAUAUGGAACUCGCCUGAUUAAGAAGUGUAUUUACACCAUGUUUUCGUAGUAAAACAUAUACCCGACGUCGUAGCGAAACGGACUACGCUUUGACCUCGUCAGCCCCCAGUGGUAUCAUAAUACUCUAAAAAUUACAAAACUUAGAAAUUCUAUAACCUCUGCUACAUAGACUUGUGGCAUUGGGGGAUAUUCUAUGUAACAAUGGUUACAAAUUAUUGUUUGACUAGACAGCAAUUACACUUUUUGAGCUGAUUAAGCAUUUUCCAGUAAUAUUUAUAAGGAUUAGAAAAUGUUGUUCUAAGUAUUUUGGAAAAAAAGCCAUAUUGUGCUUUUGGAUUGAGUCAGCCACAUAACUUGUUAAUUUAAUAAUUGAAUGGUCAUGAAAUAAUUUCUAAGGUCAUUCUCUCUCUGAUUCUAGUACGGCAAUUGUCUGUUACUGGCAUAAGUAUAUGUACUCAGUAAGGCCAGGAAAAGGUUAAUUUAAUAACCACACUACUAUGACUAAAAUGCAUUUUUAUGUGUGUAGAGGUCAAUUAAAAAAUUAUAAAAUUCCUGUACUUUUUAGCUGUUUCAUACAGGACCCCGUACAAUCACAGAUUGGUGCCCAGCUGAACAACAGACUCUCUCACUUAAGCCAGGCCUGAACGCAUGGGGUCACUUCCUGUGUAUGAGUGGCCAAAUGUCAAACUAGUACCAAUCUGUGCCCAAAAAGCAGCUGUAGCCGUGGGGGGCAGGUUCAUGAUGCAACCGUGGUCUCAUUGCUCUCUGAACAUCUCUUUCCCAACAGCAACAGUACAGCAACAUGACCUGGGUCAUACUGUUGCCAGUUCAAGCUUAGAGGACCAUGUUCCCCAAAUCCAAUGUCGCCCUAUAUCUCAACAGGAAUACCUCGCAGAGCUAAUGAACAGAGCCAGUGCGUAGAACAUGAUUUUUAGGAGGAAUAGGAACCUAGGCCCAAUAUCAACCUGGUUCCAAUCUCGCGAAGAUGUCCACCGGCCACUCCCUAGCACAAGCCUCGUUAGCCCCAAGGUGUUGUCAUGAUGCCCCUGGACAACAGCUCUUGUUGGGCUCUUCCCAAUAGCAGUAGAUCAACAUGGCAUAUCAGCAUGAUGCCCCAAACCAGCGCUUCAUAUUUAGCUACCAGCAGUAUCCAUGCAACCAAACCUUGAUCACUCAGCAACAGAUAAAUCAGCAGCAAGGAUGGAGUUAGCCGUUUCAACGUCUGCUCAGUUGCCUCUCAGAGCCAGUCGGCUUGCUGUGUUGCUUAGCCAAUCCACUACUUAUGUCGCAGCACAAUAUCUCAUCUGGAUCCAUUCCACUGCUGGCGCAACAGCAGGUCUGUUCUCUGUACAGAGCCGUUUCUAUGACGAUGAAGUCCUACAACUCGCCCAGUACUUGCUUUUGCGUCAGGGUCAGGUUCAAGGCCUCAUGGGCUUUGGUGGUCUGGGCAAGAUGGGAAUGUUAGACAGCAACAACAACAGUUAAGAAAAUAGCAACAGCAUAAUAGACAGACACAGCAGCAAUGGCCACAGCACCAACAAUAGCAGCAACAGAUGAUGGCUUAGCUUCAUCAGCAACAGCAGAAGCAACAAGAUCUUACGUCCCUGGACCAUUUAGAUGUCACUUUAGAAAUUCAGAAGAUAUUUAUGAAAGAAUAAACGAGGUAACAUCUGAACAUUGCAUCUAUGACUACAAUGAGGAAGUGAAAAGGGAGGAGACAAAGAAAUACAAAGAAAUUUUUAACAGCUUUACUUAAAAUUGUAAACAUGGAUUGCAUGGCAUUGAGUUUGGUUUGGAAGCAGUUACUAUCGCAGAACUCGAGCCAGCAAAGGUCAUUCUCACAGGAAUCCAGUAUCUCCAUGGUGCAGGACCCACAGUCUAUGAACGUUGUGGAGCUUGAACCUUGGACGCCAAUUGAAAAAUAUCCAAACCGUCCAAUCAGAAAGACAGUCUGUUGCAGCAGUUAUUCAAACCUAGGAUGCUUAGUGAUAAACAUAAAUAAACACAUGCUAGUCUCUAAGUGCCUGCAUUGGCUGUUUUAAAGCCUUGCUGUCCAUUCUGAACACUUAAAUGGAAGCUCUCACCUUAGAAUUUUGGGAUAGGUCGAAACCCAGUGGCAUGGUGCAGACUAACAUCGCAGAAUGACAAAGAAGUACAAGCCUGUGACCAGCAAUAAACUAAUGUGGCCAGCUAUGUUGUGUCAUGUGACCAGCCAAGCUGUGUGUAAAGAGAAAACUAUAGUUCAUGUCUUGUGGGAUUUAUGACGCUUUAAGUGAUUUGCUGUUAUAUGUUUUUGUGAUAUAUAUAGUUAAUUAUAAUCAAGUGAAGAUUACUUGUUUAAAGUGAUUAUGUAAAGUAUUAUUUUAAGUUCAAAAGAGUGCAAGCCUGUGUUGCUACUUUGUCUGUUUUCGAAAGUUUGAUCCAGAUGUUGGUAAAACAUAGAACAUAAACAUAUUUUUUAUUACAUUGAUUUAAAACUUAAGCAAAGUUGUUUAACUAAUAUUGUUAACUUGAAUAAAUUUUCAAACAUUUACCGGCUUUUUUUCAUGAAAUAAGACAAACUACAGUAUUGUUUUUUCCAGUAAUAUAGUAAGACGUGCCAGUUAAAAGAAAUGGUUAAGAAAGAUUCAUGGACGCUUCUAUUUUGAUUUGCCUGUCUUUGUGUCUGUAUACAAUACAAUCAGUUUGCGCAUUAUAGUCACUUUUUAAACAAGAAUCUUGAGUAGUGUCAGAAAAUUAUAAAAGAAAAAUAUUAAUAAAUUAAGGACAAAAUUAUUUUAUCUUCCGUAAAUUGUCAAUUUUUGUAUUGAAAACCGGUACUUUAUUCAUUAGUUACAAUUUUUAAUAAUUGUAUAAAAGCUGUAUGCAUUUUCAAAAAGCUGAUAAUAGACGCAAAACAUAAAUUAUCAUCAUUUGAUGGAAGAUUAUUUGAAUUAAAUGAAAUUUGGAAGAUUAUCUUAAUUUGAAUUGUAAUGGUUUGUUUAAUGAUUAGAAAAUAUCUAUAAUUAAGUGGAAUGCUUUUAAUUUUUUUAAACUUAAGAUUUUAAUUUUUCUUUUAGUAAGCAUGCAUCAAGAUGACAUAACUUGUUAGUGUUUAAUGUUCAUUGUUAGUUUUGAUCUUUGUAUUGGGACAUAAUACUUCAUGAUGCUUUGUAUAAACUGUGCAUACUCGUAUAAAAAAUUAAAUUUUCAAGUGAGUAAAUGAGUGAAUAAUUUGACCAUGUCAAUAUAUAUUUACAUUGUGCCAUUGUGGAUAUUAAGCAAAACAAAUCAUUUGCUGGUGUCAAUUGUAAAAAAAAAUCAAUUUGAUCAAUUAACUGUUUUAUGUUAUAAUUUUGAUGUACAUCUUUUAGAUGCAAGGCAAUAGAAAGAACCUAAAUGACAAAUAAAAACACUUGUAUACCAUACUUUUUAUCUGUCCAAUAAUAAUUUAAGCAAAUGCUUGAAAAAAUAUUUAAUUAAAAAUAUUAAUACUGGAAAAUUUGAAAUCAAUUACAUACAAGGGAGAGCAAUGUGAUGUGGUUUAAAUUUUCAAUUACUGCAAUUGUUAAUAAAUGUUUUAUUAUUACUUUAGAUACAAUUGAAUUCUCAUUGCACCACAAACACUUGUUUAUGUGUUGUAACAGAAUUUUUAUGUAAUCAAAUUUAUUUUUUAAAAAUAUUAAAUUUAAUGACAAUACAGUGUUGAUUUUUUUGUAAUUCUUACUUUUAUUAUAACAUGUUCUGAAAAAAAUGUCACUUUGAGAUAUAUUUUAUACUAUAACUAUGAUAUAAUACUUGCUAAUGAUUCUAUGCUUGAUAUAUGGCUGAUAUUUAAUUGUGAUAGUUUACCAGUUGAGUUACAGUAUUCUUCACGUUGACCUCUCCACAUUAACCAAGAGUGCAAUCACAAAAGCAAGUUUCAAUAAAUCUCUCGAUUUAAAACUGCAACAAAUGUCAGACUUUCCAAAAAAUGUGCUUUUUUUAUUCAAGUUGUUUGAAUGGCUGUUUUUGUUCUGUUGUUAAUUAAUUCAAAUAGGUUUUAAUAUUUAAACUACAUGUCAUAUUUCAAUCAUAUCAUAUUGAUUGUAACAUAGAAAACAAAAUAAACCUUUUUGAUUAAUUUGUGUGUAUGUUAAGUAAAAGUAAAUGCCAUUUUAAAAUCAUGUCUUCAUUUGUUCGUCUUACUCAAAAGUGACCUUUUGCAGUGGAAAGGCUCUAUUGCAUAAAAUGAACUUUAUCGAAAAAGCCCCAAGGCAUUUUUUGAUUGCUUGUGUACCACAUACUUAUCAGGGAUUUCUUAAUUGACUACAUGAUUUUUUACACACCAGUUUGACCUUCGUUGAUAUUUUCUAAAUUGUGACCUUAUUGUUAAGAGUAUUUUACUAGUACAUGUUGAAGUAUUUCUGUUAAGUGUAACCGAAUAUUUGAUAAAAUUAUUUAAACAUGUUUAACUGUCUUUGUAAUUAAAUUGAAUAUUUUCUAUAGUAGUUCAUUCAAUUACCAUAGUGUUUUGUUGAGCCAAAUCACAUUAUAUGAAUCAUGGUUUAGGGUCAACCACUACUAUAAUCAGUGGUUUAUUUGUAGAGGGAUAUAAUCAUGUGUUUGUAUAUUUGUGUACUUGAUAAACCAAGUUUGUUGUUCCAAUGUUGCUAAGGUAUAUAUCUAUCCCUGAAGUUGUCAUAUUAUUGUACCUUGACUCUGUGUUGCUAUCACAAUUUAAAAAAAAUCAAAUUCGUUUUCCGACUUCUAUAUAACUUCAUUAUUUUAAACAAGAAAUAUCUUUUUCAAAGAUAUACGGCGUUGAUGUUAAUUGUUUUUGUUGGUUUUAAAGGAUCGUCAUGAAAAUAAGAUCAAGUUAUGACUCAUGUCGGGGAUGUUUUUUUCUGAACAAUUCUCAGUCGAAUGAUAUGCAUAUAAGUUUAAAUGAGGACGAACAUACAUAUAAUAAUAUCAGAGACCCUACUCCGAUACUGUAAAAUGUCCAACGAAGGCUAGAAUUUGUGAAAACAAGCUUGGAGAUAAAGAUGUGGUGUGUCACUCUACUUAUAAAUCGCCUGGUCAACCACACGACAUGAGCGCUCCAGAUAUAAAGUACAAGGAAUAUCUAUAAAAAGACGUUAAUUGCAAACAUACGAUUUCAAAACAGACAAUUUUAUAUAAUUAGACGUAGUUAAAUUAAAAACUAAAUAAUGCUCAACGUGCACCACAUGUUUAUCUUGUAUCCGUCGUAAAUCUAUUAUUUAGUUAACUGUAUUUUUUUAUUGCAUACACUGUUUAUAAAGUUUAUACGAUUUAUUAUGGUAUAUAUCGCGAUGUGUUCACAUAUAUAUUGGAUUAUAUAAUUUAAGAGUAGUGUCACUGUGUCUAUUUACUGAAUAAAUAAAAUAUUUAUCAA